This is a messenger RNA of Micromonas commoda, 2592 nucleotides long. RefSeq lists its product with no specific name. The record is from RefSeq and is a predicted model, not a curated record. Gene Ontology annotation, biological process: negative regulation of DNA recombination; mismatch repair. The transcript has a single exon. Bases 1 to 2592 code for a protein of 863 amino acids. NCBI's taxonomy places the organism in Eukaryota, Viridiplantae, Chlorophyta, Mamiellophyceae, Mamiellales, Mamiellaceae. Gene Ontology annotation, molecular function: mismatched DNA binding; ATP binding; ATP-dependent DNA damage sensor activity.
AUGACGGCGUUCGCCGUCACGGGGGCGGCGCAUGUGUCGUGGAUGCUGCGGAUUUCGUCGAACGCGGCAUCCGGGCGCCGUGUCUCGCGUCCGGCGACCUCGUUCCGUCGGGGCACGGGUGGGAGAAAUCGGAGCCUCGGCGCAACCUUGACCGAUGACGUGAGCCGAAGGGAGCAGCUCGAGGCAGAGGAUGACGAGACGCGGGAGGAGGAAGGCGAGCCGACCGCGGAGGAUCUAGACGCCGAGGCCAGGGAUCUGCUGCAGUGGCCCGAGCUGAGCGCGCAGGUUCGCGCGUUCACCGCCACCACCCUCGGCGUGCGCGCGUGCACCCCGACCUUACCUCUCGGCGCCACCCCCGAGGAGAGCGCCACGUUGCUCGCGGAGACGACCGCCGCCGCGACGCUCCGCGACGUGCACGGGGGCUUCCCCAGGGACGUCUUCGAGGGAACGAAGGAUGUGAGGCCGUGGAUCGCGGGAGCGGCGAGGGGGAGGGUGCUGAGCGGCUCUUCUCUCGCGGACGUCGCCACCACCGCCGCCGCGUGCGCCAAGGUCCACGCCCUCAUCCACGCCCCGAACGACGAAGCGCUCGAGCCCCUGCGACGACUCGCGGCGCCGCUCGUGGGCGUCCCGGAGACACUGGAGCGAGAGAUCCGAAGAUGCGUGAUGAUUCCCGGCGGCAACGUCCUCGACGACGCCUCCGAUACGCUCGCCGCGAUACGCGCGGAGCGCAGGGAGACGGAGCGAGAGCUGAGGGCGCUUUUGCAGCAGAAGGCGCAGCACAUGCAGAAGAAGAACUUCGCCGAGCGCGCGCAGAUCGUCAUCAGGCUCGGACGCGAGUGCAUACCCAUCAAGGCGGGUGCCCAGUCCGAGAUGGACGGAGUCGUUCUGGACUCGUCGUCGACGGGCCAGACGGUGUUCAAGGAGCCGGCGGAGGCUGUGCCGCUGAACAACCGCAUCCUGGAGCUCGCCACCGAGGAGGACGCCGAGGUGGAGAGGGUGCUCUCCGCGCUGACCGCGAUGGUCGUGGGGGACGACGGGGGCGCUUCCAUCCUGAACGCGACGGAGGCGAUGGCGGCGCUCGACCUCGCGUCGGCCAGGGCGUCGCACGCGAUGUGGUUGGGCGCGCGGCCCGCCGAGCUCGUCGUCGUGAGUUCCGAGUCGGGAGUUUGUUUGGAGUCGGCGGUUCGCCUGCCGGGGAUGCAGCACCCGCUGCUGCUGGAGCGUCACCUGCCCAAGCUGCCGCGAGGGGGUAAGGUUGGCGAGGAGGAGACCGUGCGGGGUUUCGACGAGAGGGAGGAGGACGGGGAGGAGGAGGAGGAGGAGGAGGAGGAGGGCGCGAGGUUCCAGUCGAGGGCGGAUGCCAGGGAGGCGGUGGUUCCGGUGGAUUUCGUGGUCCCGCCGUCCACCUCCUUGGUCGCCAUAACCGGUCCCAACACCGGAGGUAAGACGGCGAGCCUCAAAGCCCUGGGUCUGGCGCUACUCAUGGCCAGGGCGGGUCUCCACAUCCCCGCGGGCGGCGACGGCGAACCGUCGCGGGUGCCCUGGACCAGGCGGGUCCUCGCCGACCUCGGCGACGCGCAGUCCCUCGACCUCGACGGCGGGUUGUCAACGUUCAGCGCGCACCUCGUCAGACUGCGACGCAUCCUGCGAGCCUGCGAGGACGAGACGUGCGACGGUACCCGCAGCGUCGUGGUGCUCUUGGACGAGCCCGGGGGCGGCACGGACCCCGCGGAGGGCGCGGCGCUCGCGGCGGCUGUGCUCCGAGCCGCCCAAACGCGAUCGCUCCUCACGGUGGCCACGUCGCACUACGAGGAGGUGAAGGCUCUGGCGGAGUCGGGUUCGUGCCCGGGGGCGGCGAACGCGGCGGUGGAGUUCGACGCGGAGACGUUGCGACCGACGUACAGGCUCCUGUGGGGUGAGUUUGGUCAGUCGAACGCCAUAUCAAUCGCCGCGGGACUGGGUCUGGCGCCGGAGCUCGUCGAGGCGGCUGAGAAGAGAUGGCGCCGGGCGCAAAGAGCCGCCGCCGCGGCUACCGGCGACACGUCCUUCGACGACGCGGACGACAUUCAGGAGCUCGCGGAUGCGCUCGAGCGCGAGAGGGAGACGCAAGAGCGCCGGGCCGGGGAGGCGAGUUUGGCGCUCGACAGGGCGGAGGACCUCCACGCCGAGGUUGUGGAGCGGGGCGCCAGGCUGCUCGACCUCAGGACCCGGCUCGCGAUGGAGGCGGCAGAGACGCGCGCGAAGGAGGGCAUGGAGGAAGCGCUCGAGCUCAUCAACCUCGUGGACGAGAGGGAGGAGCUCGACGAGGUCGUGCGCGGCUUGAUGCCCCCGGGUUGGACCCUGGACGAACGAGGCGACGCCGUCCCGGCUGAUGAGGGCGAAGGGACGGAGGAUGACCCGGAUGGAGGACCCGGUCGGUUGCGAUCUCGAAGGCGGUGGACGCCGACGGUUGGCGAGACGGUCGUGGUCAGGCAGCUGGGAGGUGCCGAGGCGGAGGUUGUGGAGAUUGACGGGGCGGAUGUCACGGUGAGACUAGGCGGCCUGGUCACGCGAACGCCGCUCGCGGGGGUGUCCCCGACCUCCAAGUUCUGA